AUGUCUCCCCACAAUGACGCCCCUUCUCCCACAAGCAGCUUCACGGCCGGCUUCAACAGGAUAUCAUUCCGCUCUACGGCUUCCUCGUCCCUCAUGACUGGACAUCUUGCUCCUGUUGACACACACUCGCCCCUGAGCAGCUCAUACAGCAGCAGCUCUCUAGACGCAUCGACUUUCCACAUGGCUCGGCCGCUUGUACCCGGCGUCUACGUGCCAACCAUGUGCUUCUUCGACGAAGACACUGAGGACGUGGACACGGCCACCAUCGCGCACCAUGCCGUACGGCUUGCUCGGGCCGGUGUGACCGGGCUUGCCACCCAGGGCUCCAACGGAGAGGCCGUUCACCUCACGCACUCUGAGAGGCAGCUAGUCACGGCUACCACGCGGAAGGCCCUCAAUGACGCGGGCUACUCCCACAUGCCAAUCAUUGUUGGCUGCGGCGCCCAGAGCACGCGCGAGGCUAUCCAGUACUGCCGUGAAGCAUGGGAAGCGGGUGGCGACUACGCCCUUGUGCUCCCGCCAUCCUACUACGCCCCGCUGUUCGCCCCGGCCUCGCAGACCAUCGUCGAUUACUUCAAUGCCGUAGCGGAUGCCUCGCCCAUUCCCCUAAUCAUUUACAACUUUCCCGGCGCCGUGGGCGGCAUGGACCUGUCGUCAGACAUGAUCAUCCAGCUUUCCGGGCACCCAAACAUUGUGGGCGUUAAGCUCACGUGUGGCAACACGGGAAAGCUGAACCGCGUUGCUGCAGCCACGCGCAAGCUCACCAAGAAUUUCGACCCCAGCAACCCCGAGUUCCUGGUUCUCGCGGGCUCCGCAGACUUUUCCAUCCAGUCUCUUGUGGCUGGCGGCCAUGGAAUUCUAGCCGGCCUGGCCAACAUUGCCCCCAAAUCAUGCAUCCAAACCAUUGAGCUCUACAAGCAGGGAAAACAGACCCAGGCCCAAGAAGUACAAGAGAUCGUCUCGGAAGGUGACUGGACCGCCAUUCAGGGCGGAGUUGUCGGCGUCAAGGCUGGCCUGCAGAGCUGGAUGGGAUAUGGGGGCUACGCGAGAAGUCCCCUGCCCAAGCCAACUACCGAACAGGCCAAAAAGUGGAAGGAGGGCUUCAGAGACCUCGUCCUAUUGGAGAAGUCGCUGUGA
Molecule: messenger RNA, 1137 nt
Organism: Lasiosphaeria miniovina
Lineage: Eukaryota; Fungi; Ascomycota; Sordariomycetes; Sordariales; Lasiosphaeriaceae
Exons: 1
Coding region: 1-1137 (378 amino acids)
Molecular function (GO): 4-hydroxy-tetrahydrodipicolinate synthase activity
Source: RefSeq, a predicted model, not a curated record